AUGAAUUUAUCAACGACGCUUCUUGAUGAGGUGACACCAACUACGGCAGAUGAGGAAACUGUCGUCGUUAAUCCCGAUGUUGCAUCUACAUCUGCACAAUUAAUGCCCAUAAAGGGCAUUUUAAAACGAUCCUCAUCACAUAGUCAAUUUCCUCAUAACGAUGCUAUCCAGCGAAAACUCACCGGAGAUUUUUUGGACUUUAAACAAACCUCCGAUGGAUUUGCCGAUCGACCAACUACGAAAAUCCCGAAAUUAACUCUAACCUGGUCUGAGAAAAAUGCAGUAGCUAUUUAUGGUGAUACAACAUCUGACGAAGCAACUACUGAAACAGAUGAUGUUCAAGUACCAAUAAUUACUCCAAUUUCAACGGAUCAACAUUUAUCAUCUUCAUCAUUAUCAGCACGAUCAACUCCUAAAUUAUAUGAAUAUUUGACAAAAUUUGCAGCAAAAUUUCCUUUUACUGUGCAUGCAACACAACAGAAUACAAAAUCGGUGCGGCAAACAGCGAUAUUGUACGAUGAUGAUGAAAAUGAGAAUGAAGAAGAGAUAUUGAAGAAUGAUGAGGAAGAAGAAAUACUGAAUGUUGAUAAUGAAUUUGUUGAAGUUGAUAAUGAUGAUGAUAACGAUGGUGAUAAACAGCAUGAUAAUGUUCAAUUGCAAUCAAAUGCAAAAAU
This is a messenger RNA of Acanthocheilonema viteae, 674 nucleotides long. NCBI's taxonomy places the organism in Eukaryota, Metazoa, Nematoda, Chromadorea, Rhabditida, Onchocercidae. The record is from the annotation of a GenBank genome assembly.